Molecule: messenger RNA, 2159 nt
Organism: Hippoglossus stenolepis (Pacific halibut)
Lineage: Eukaryota; Metazoa; Chordata; Actinopteri; Pleuronectiformes; Pleuronectidae
Gene: setdb2
Product: SET domain bifurcated histone lysine methyltransferase 2
Exons: 11
Coding region: 103-2049 (648 amino acids)
Biological process (GO): negative regulation of gene expression; heterochromatin organization
Cellular component (GO): nucleus
Molecular function (GO): protein binding; DNA binding; histone H3K9 methyltransferase activity
Source: RefSeq, a predicted model, not a curated record
GUUGGUUCGACGAAGUUUCCUCUGGUUAAAGUUCGCGGUUAUAAAGCUGCUGUUAGCUAGCUGUUAGCUGGGAGCUAGCUGGGAGCUAACAGCUGUCUGCAGAUGAGAGAAGCAGCUGCAGCGCUGGAUCCUCGAGAUGUUGAGCGAGCCCAGGCUUUCUGGGCGGAGGAGGACGUGGAUCAGUUGUUUAACGGCGUCUUGUCGUACCUGGACCACCUGAAGAGAGUCCUGAAGAAGAACACGGCCACAGACAAAGAGCUGGUUCAGGCGUUGAAGCUGCUGGAGUCUCUGGACCUGUGUCCCUCGGUGUCGGUUCAGGACUCGUCCGUCGUCCAGGUGGUCAUCGGUGCAGGUGAGGUGCUGCCAGCUGACUUCCCCCGCCACAGUCCCUCCCCCUCGACCUCCCCCGUACCUCCCACUAAUGGCCUGUCCAGCCCUGCAGCGCCCCCUGCUGUCAGAGAGGAGCUGCUGCCUCUGCUGGCCCCUGUCCAGCUGCAGUACCACCCCCACACCUGCUGCAAGACGUGCAUGCCCAGUUUACCCAGCAUGCCUCAGUCCAUGCCUCUGUUCUGGGCACAGAACCCUCUGAAGGUUCCGCUGCUCUGCGGCUUUAAGAGACUGAGCGCCGUGCAGCUGAUGUCACCUGGAGGGGGGGCGGAGCCUGUGGAGUCCCAGCAGGCGGAGCAGUUGGAUGCAGACGACUGGGACGUGGUUUACAGAGCGCCUUGUGGACAGAUCCUUCGUAACCAUGACGAUGUGAUGGAUUUCCUGUUGGCUACGGAGAUCGACGACGUCCUGCAGGUCGACUUCUUCACCUUCAACCGCUCUGUUCAUUUGGACCCUCCUGUGGCGCCGAGGUCUCAGCGUCCAGAGCUGGACCUGAGUCGUGGCGUGGAGCCCACACCGGUGGAGCUGUGCCCCAGUGACGGCGGCGCCCGUCCCGCUGAGUUCCGCUACAGGAGGGACCGCUGGCCGCACGGCUGCUUCCUGAGCCGCGGCGCCACGCUGUUCAACGCCUGCUGCGAUUGUGUCGACGGCUGCACAGACGCACAGAGCUGCGCCUGCAUCGCUAUGAACAGAGGAGGGCGCUGUUACAGCCACCACAGGCUGAGUGAACCCGAGUCGUCAGGGCUGUAUGAGUGCGGUCCGUGGUGCGGUUGUGACCGGGCUCGUUGUCAGAACCGUCUGGUCCAGCGAGGGAUCAGAGUCCGGCUCCAGGUUUUCCAGACCGAGGACCGUGGCUGGGGCGUGCGUUGCCGUGACGACGUGGACCGUGGCACUUUUGUUUGCAUCUACGCAGGUGUGAUCCUGCAGCGGGUCCAGACUCCCCUGGAGCCUCUGCCGCCCAAACUGGCGAGGUUCGAUCUCCCGUCAGACGACGAGGUGGAGGUCGUCACUGAGUGGCUGGCCCCGCCGGUCCUGGAGGGGCGGAGCAACCUGCUGGAGACGUCUCCGCCACCUAAGUCCCCGCCCACCUCCCCACCUCUGCACGUCCCAGUGAUCCAGAGGCCGCCGGACGCCGCUGCGCUGCAGGUUCAGACGGUGGUUCUGGGAGGUCCGGAGCCGCCGCCCCCUUCAGGUCCCAUUACUUUACAAUCUAAAGUGAAGGGACAUCGUCCGUCAGGUGACCAGAAGCUCGGCGUUACCGUGGAGACGGCGAAGAAGGUGAGCAUGAAGAGCGGCUCAGAGACGUCGGAGCAGAAGAGUCUGAAGAGAGCGGCGAAGGUGGAGGACGUUCAUGUUCUGGACGCCAGCCGGGAGGGAAACGUGAGCCGCUUCAUCAACCACAGCUGCCGGCCGAACCUCUUCGUCCAGAACGUCUUCACCGACUCCCACGACCCCGCCUUCCCCGUCAUCGCCUUCUUCACCAGCAGGAGGGUGAAGGCCGGCACGGAGCUCACCUGGAACUACUCCGCUGUCGGACACACGGCCGUGCUGCCGAAACAGGAAGUGACGUGUCUCUGCGGGAGCGAUGGUUGUCGGGGUCAGUUCGUCGUCGAGGAAAACCUGUGUGACGUCUGCGAGGUCGAAGGUCGAGAGGCCCGGUGACGCUACGACCCAGGUUCAGACGCUGCCGCUGUCAACACGACACAAACGCACUUCUACUGUUGUUCUGUAAAAACACGUUUUUUCAUAAUAAAAUGACAAUUAACAAUUAA